AUGACGUGUGUGGAAUUAUAUGAAAUAUGUGAAUCAAAAAAACUGCAAGUGACUGAUCGCAGUGAUGGACUUAAGCUGGAUUGUGGGACAGAUUACCAAAUCCGAGCUGAAAAUGAUGACCCUAAAGACAGCAUAGAGCUGAAAAAUGAUGAAGACUUCGAAGGAGAGUACACAUGUGAGACAAAAAAAGAGGGAUCUGAAGAUAUACGAUCAAAAAUCUUAGUGAAAAUUCGGACUUGUGACAACUGCAUAGAGCUCGACUCGGGAGCGAUAGCAGGCAUAGCGGUGGGAGAAGUGGUGGCUACCAUUGUGAUCGGAGUGGCCGUCUAUCUGGUGGCUUCUAAAGCUGGGAGUGGUCCAGCCCCCACUAACAAGAAAAGCUCGGACAGGCAGCAUCUUGUUCCUAAUGAAGUGACCAACAGACCCACCAAUGAUCAUUACCAGCCUCUGAGAACCAGAGGUGGCCAGAGAGACACGUACGAUGUGCUCGCCAAGAGAUAGAAGCUCACUGCCAGCCAUCCCUCCAUCCCCGACUCCCCGCUGAAAACAAGCCUGCAUCCCCACCAGCUGCAGGAGGGAGAAGUCCUAUCAUUGCUUUCUCCUGGUGUGAUUUGCUCUGUAUGAUACUGCUUCAGUUUAAACGCUCUCUUAGUCUUCUAUUUGCCACACACCUAUGAGAUGAUGCUCUGCAGAGACCUCUCACUUGUUGAGUUUCCUGCUAGCCUGAUGCUGUGUACCAUCAGUGUUUCAGCUGUUGUGGUUUUCUAGAUACAACUGGUAUCAUGGCGUUUUUCUUUAUUGUUAAAAGAAUUCUCAUGUUCCAAUAAUAAAAACUAGAGAAUAAAAAUUGCCUUGCUGAC
This is a messenger RNA of Acanthochromis polyacanthus (spiny chromis), 860 nucleotides long. Its product is annotated as T-cell surface glycoprotein CD3 gamma chain-like. Gene Ontology annotation, molecular function: transmembrane signaling receptor activity. Gene Ontology annotation, biological process: positive thymic T cell selection; cell surface receptor signaling pathway. Bases 1 to 501 code for a protein of 166 amino acids. Gene Ontology annotation, cellular component: external side of plasma membrane; alpha-beta T cell receptor complex. The record is from RefSeq and is a predicted model, not a curated record. Lineage: Eukaryota; Metazoa; Chordata; Actinopteri; Pomacentridae. The transcript has 5 exons.